AUGCUCUGCGUGAAUCCCCAUUGUUUUUGUGAAGCGUGAGAGAGAAAUUUUCACCGCUCGCAUUUUGGAGGAGGGAGCGCGAGCUAAGCUGCGCCGCGGCGGCGCGAGGAAUUGGCAUCCAAGCUAGCGCCUUGUUCUUCGCCGCCGGUAUGAGCUCCAUGGCCUUGCGAUUCCAUCUCUUCUAGGUUAUCCCCCAAGAAUUUGGCCGCCGCCGGAUCCAUUUCUCGCGGAGUCAGCGCUGGUUGUGGCGGCAUCGAUCUUUGAUCGCUGGGAAAUCAGGGUUUCGCGCGGGCAGUGUGAACAGGGCGGUCCCCUCAGGAACACGGCAUUUCGGCCGCUGGCAGCUCCACUGGCACAGCAGGGAUAAGAAAUUCAAGGCGCGUGUCAGCGCAGGGAAGAAAUUUCUGGCAAAUGGUGCUCGAGAUCGCGGCUGCUGGGUGAGAUUAUAGGUCGGGAGAUGAAGCUAGAUGGGGAGGAGAGUGGAGCUGGUCCAGGGGAUGGGGGUGGAGGCGUUAUGCUGCGCAAGCCAACGCCUUCUCGGGGCCGGCUCUCGCUUGAUUCGUUUGGAAAGAGCAGCGACUCCAGCCCAAGUCCCAUGAGCUUGAUGGCAAACUUUCUAGCCGACCACGACGCCGACAACUCGGCUUCUUACUCGAGCUUGCUAGCGGGAGCUAUGACGGCGGACGAGAAGCAAACAGAUGGUUUGAAUGGGAUCUCUUCGAGGCUGCUGGCUUCUUCCACGGCUGGUAGCUUUGCCGAGAGGCUAGCGGCUAGAACUUCGACGACAACCGCGACUACUACGGCGGAAAGUUGCAAGAGCGGUGGCUUGCCAGCGUCAGGACCAAUCAGGCCGUCUACUGCACGCUUCAAGUCGAUGCCUCCAUCGCGCCUACCGAUUCCAAGAGCUCCUUGCGUGACAAUUCCUCCGGGGCUCAGCCCAACCACCUUACUGGAUUCGCCAGUUCUUCUUUCAACAUCUCAUCAGCCGGAACCAUCGCCAACUACAGGUACUUUCCCGUUGCCUCCUCUGCUUAGUGGGAACGGAAUCAAACCCGGCGAAAACUCCAAGGUGAAAGAACAGGAUGGGGGCGGCUCGGGCUUUGUCUUUAAGCCUUUCCCAAAGACAGGAACUCGCAACUCAUUGUCGCCUCUGGGAAAUUUUGGAAAUGCGGCUCCAUUUAGCUUUUCACAACAGAGUUUUGCGGAGACACAAUCGCAUCUACAGCAGAAACCGCAAGGACACGCGCCUGUACAGUCGGAUCCUUUGCCACCUACAUCCUUGCAACUGUCGGCAAAUAUCCAAGCAGAGAAGCAGCAGGAGCCGCAAAAACAAUCUCCCACACAACCGGACCAAAACCGGACGACUUCAGCUUCGCCCCCUCCUCCUCCUGCGGAAAGAUCCUCGGACGACGGAUACAAUUGGCGUAAAUACGGGCAGAAGCUGGUGAAAGGCAGUGAGAAUCCUCGGAGCUACUACAAGUGCACGUACGUGAAUUGCCCGAUGAAGAAGAAAGUCGAGCGCUCUCCCGACGGGCAAGUUACCGAGAUAGUCUACGAAGGCGAACACAACCAUCCCAAGCCGCAGCCAACUCGCAGAAUGGCGAUGAGUGCGGCAAACCUCAUGUCCAAGUCUUUGAGCGUAAGAAACGGGAGCACGGACAAGACCGAAGUAGGCCGCAAUCAGUCGAAUGGUGGAGCCAGCGAGCACUCAUCAUCGUCUGGGAGUGAUGACGAGGAUGAGCCCGAUGGAAAACGCAGGAAAAAAGAAAAGCUGUCCAGGGAGAGUCCUCCCAUUCCGAAGAAUGUCCGCGAGCCUCGAGUGGUCGUGCAGACGACCAGCGAAGUUGAUAUUCUGGACGACGGUUAUCGCUGGCGCAAGUAUGGACAAAAGGUCGUCAAAGGCAAUCCACACCCCCGGAGCUACUACAAGUGUACCAAUCUGGGAUGUCCGGUGCGAAAGCACGUCGAGAGGGCCUGUGAUGAUCCCAGAGCAGUGAUAACUACGUACGAAGGCAAGCACAAUCACGAUGUUCCUGCAGCGAGGAACAGCAAUGCUCAUGAUAGGAAUGGCGGCGGCGGCAGCGGCGGCGGCGGCGGCGGUGGUGCUGGCGGAAUGGAGAUGGUUCCCAUGCUUGGAGCUCCGCCAGGGAGCUCGGUUCCAAGCCAGAGUGGUGGAUCCGACUCGGCUCUCAGCCUUCCAGCGACGUCGGCGGUCACGUCCCCGGAGGUUACUGCCGCGGCGGAGGGGGAUUCGUUUGGAAGAACUCUCGAGGGUGUGAAGCCCGAGCGGCAAGAGUUCUUGACGGGAUCGCCAGUGAUUAUACCGGUGGUGAGGCCGAAAGAGGAACUCCAGCACGAUGCUACUGGCAAGUUAAUGCUGAGGCCGUGACGAACACGAGGUGGAAGAAGCGAAUGAAGCCAUGGAAGUGGAAGAAAUCAUGGUAAAAAAGAAGAAGAUGGAGAAGCUCAAGAUCAAAUCCACCAUGGUAGAAGAAGGCUCUACCAUAAAGAAAGAAAGGAAAAUCUUACGAAAGGAGAAAGAGAGGAGAUAUAGGCCUUGUACAUUAAAUCUUCAAGAGCUGGAUUUUACUUUA
Molecule: messenger RNA, 2594 nt
Organism: Selaginella moellendorffii
Lineage: Eukaryota; Viridiplantae; Streptophyta; Lycopodiopsida; Selaginellales; Selaginellaceae
Product: probable WRKY transcription factor 3
Exons: 5
Coding region: 458-2389 (643 amino acids)
Biological process (GO): regulation of DNA-templated transcription
Molecular function (GO): sequence-specific DNA binding; DNA-binding transcription factor activity
Source: RefSeq, a predicted model, not a curated record